CCCACUUCCAUCUCUAUCAAAUUUCCUCCGUUUCCCACCUCUUCAGCCGUCAACUCCCGCCGUCCACGGCAUCUCCACAUUUUAAAUCCCCCAUCAAAAGAGAUCAAUCAAUCCCACCUAAACAUGGCCUCUCCCAAGAAGCCAACCCCACUCUCAAUCCCCCUCCUCUUCCUCUUCCUCAUCACCAUCACCAUCACUUCCACCUCCGCAAAAACAUUCCGCUGCAGCACCAGCGGCGCCACCUGCCAAUCCGUGGUCGACUACCUCCCCCGCAACCGCACCACCCUCCGCGCCAUCCAAUCCCUCUUCUCCGUCCCCGACCUCCACUCCAUCCUCGGCGCCAACAACCUCCCCCUCAACACCACCGCAAACGACGUCGUCCCAGCCCAGCAGAAGCUCAGAAUCCCCUUCCCCUGCAUCUGCUGCAACGGCACCGGUGUCUCCAACGGCCGCCCCGUCUACACCGUGGUCCCCGGCGACGGCCUCUGGCACAUCGCCGCCGAGGUCUUCUCCAACAUCGUCAACUCAACCGAAAUUCAGUUGGCCAACGGGAUACAGAACCCCGAUUUGAUCCAGGUGGGCCAGAAUCUGACCAUUCCGCUGCCGUGCAGCUGCGAUGAGGUGGACGGGGAGGCGGUGGUCCACUACGGCCAUGAGGUGGUGGCCGGGAGCUCAAUUGAAGGGAUUGCUAAGCAGUAUAAUGUGUCUCAGGAGACGCUGAUGCAGCACAAUAGUUUCACUGGACCUCAAGAUCUUAAGGCUCAAGAUAUUAUUGAUGUUCCUUUGAAAGCUUGUUCUUCAAUGGUAAGCAAUAACUCGUUGGACUACCCUCUACUCGUCCCAAGCAAUGCCUACGUUGUCACUGCCAAUACUUGUGUGAAGUGCAAGUGUAACACUGCACUGAACUUGAGGCUACAAUGUGAACCUGCUGGGAUAAAUGCAUCAUGCCCCCUAAUCCGAUGUGAUGACUCACCAAAUUUGUUGCUUGGAAACACAACGUCUUCCGGUUGCAAUGCCACCACCUGUUCCUACUCCGGUUACAACACAACAGUACAAACUAUGGUGGAUUCGUUCUCAACUUGCCCCGCUCCUCCUGGCCCUGGUUCGUCUGCAACGACUUUGAAUGAUGCUUGGAGACUUGGGAUUUUCAUCAAUGCUGGCUUGCUUUGUUUGCUUUUUGUCUAAGUUGUUGCAAAUUGCUGAGGUGGCAGGAGAGUUUUUUAACAAUUUUUCAGUUUGGAUAUUGCUAAAUUUAUCCAAAUUUUAUUUGGGAAAUUGGAAUAUGUAAUUUUGUAAUGUGAAGUUACUUCAAUUACAUUUUGAUAUAUGAAUACCAAUCUUUUAUA
Salvia hispanica is the source of this 1346-nucleotide messenger RNA. It is a transcript of the gene LYM2, whose product is annotated as lysm domain GPI-anchored protein 2 precursor. NCBI's taxonomy places the organism in Eukaryota, Viridiplantae, Streptophyta, Magnoliopsida, Lamiales, Lamiaceae. The record is from RefSeq and is a predicted model, not a curated record.